AGCCCUCGGCUCGGACCGCCUGGGUCCCGGAGGCAGCUCGGACCGCCCGCCUCCAUGUCGUCCGGGGCUGCUCACGCUGGCUACGCGGGCGGAACCGCGGUCGCGGCCGGGACCCGGCCGCACGUGGUGAUCUCCACCAAAUUCGAGGAGCUGAGUUGGUGGAGACGAAGACGUUGAAUAUCGUUUUACCUUUGUCACUCUGAAGCCACCAAACUGGCGCUGUGAAAGCCAAGUUCAGCCUUCCAAAGGAAGAGAGCGGAGAGAGGUGAAGAAAGGUGAAGAGGUGAAGAGAGGUGAAGAGGUCUACUUCUUUAAGGAACCAUGGUACAGCAUCUCCCUCAAGGUGAAGGAGGGCCUGGAACGAGCAGGGUGCUCGGUGUACAACCCUAACACAGACAAUGCCGAACUGUGCGAAGCUGAGCUGUUGAAAGAUUGUUGACAGUGCAUCUGUCCUUGGCGCCCUGUUGAAACGGGGUGAACAAACACAUGCGCACAAUCCUGCGGGAGAGUUCGGUUCUCGCGUGGAGAACUCGCAUAUUGACGCAAAACACAUGGGAAAACGCAGAAGCCAAUGCAGAAGGCAACGGCUGGCGACUUGGAACCACUGAGGUGCAAGCAAAUGCAGAUCGAGCAGAAGACCAACGACCGGUGGCUUCUCACCUUCAACGAGAACUUGGCGAAGGUUAUGGCGACUCAGGGCUUUGUGAUCCAGAUCCAACAAGGGGUUGAACGGGAGAAGUCCUUCAUGCAGGAUGCACAUGGCACAAAAGAGAAGAUGGCGCGCUGGCUGAAGGUGCCACGGAUCGGGAUUUAUUCCCUAGAGACCGAGAAAGUGGUCUUUCCCCCGGACCACUUCCAGACCGCGAAGGAGAAGGCGCAGGAGCAGUGGGCCAAAAAGGAGAUCGGUCCGGAGGUGGUGAUGUGCAGCGAGAUCUUCGAGCCCCUGGUGGAGGGCCAGAAGCUGCCGGUGGACAAGGACGGCGCUAUCACCGGCAAAGCUCGCGGCGUCGACGCGAACGGCGCGGUCUACGAAGGAGACUUCGUGAGGCACAAGAGGGAGGGACGCGGAAAAUACACCUGGCCGAACGGCGACACGUACGAGGGAGAAUUUGCCCACCACAAGAUCCACGGGCGAGGCAUGUAUCGGUACGCCAGCGGAGACGUGGAGGUGGGAUCAUACGAAGCGGACGAAGACACGGGUGUCGGAGUGAAGCGCCUUGCGGACGGCAGCUAUUGGCAGCUAGACGCUGGCAAGGUGGUGAAGAAGAUCAGUGAGGAGGAGGCGAAACGGCUGGUGAAGCAGCACACCUUGCC
Molecule: messenger RNA, 1314 nt
Organism: Durusdinium trenchii
Lineage: Eukaryota; Dinophyceae; Suessiales; Symbiodiniaceae
Source: the annotation of a GenBank genome assembly